Meloidogyne enterolobii is the source of this 1398-nucleotide messenger RNA. Lineage: Eukaryota; Metazoa; Nematoda; Chromadorea; Rhabditida; Meloidogynidae. The record is from the annotation of a GenBank genome assembly.
UUUUUAACAGAUGACACAAAUAUGCCUCGAUUGUACAAACAAAUUACGCUGGGACAAUAUUUUGAACCUGAUUUCUUGUCACAAUCUUGCAAAGAUUUAUUACGUUCAAUGCUCACUGUUGACCCAAAGAAACGUGCAACUAUUCAACAAAUACUUGUCCAUCCAUGGCUUAAUUCCAAUUAUGAACAACAAAUUAAAUGGCAAAGUAUUUAUAAUCGAGAUGUUGUGGAUGAAGAAAUUAUUAGAGAAUUAGUUUGCUUUUUUAAAAUAAAUACCGAUGAUAUGAUCGCGCGAAUAAAACAGUGGCGCUUUGACUAUAUUUGUGCAACUUAUCUUAUUCUUUUACAAAGGAAGGAGCAAAAAAAGAACUUUGCUCUUCCUUUCUACGAUAAGAACUUCAAUUGCAAUUUUCCAUGCUCGCCAACUAUUCACUCUUCAUUGGAAAAUGAUUUGGAUUUAUCUGGCUUUGAAGAUAUUAUUAAAUUCUCUAAUUCCGAUGAGGCAAAUGAAAUUAUGACAGAGUUGAAAUCCUUGGCUCUACUUUCUCCACCUGUCUUCACAAAUACAAAACAAAUGCCUUCAAUUCCUUCCACAUUCUCUCCAUAUGAAGGUGGUAAACAAGGCCAAAAACUUGACGCUAAUUCCAUCACGCCACGUAAACCACAGCAACGUAAACCUUCUUAUGAGGCACCCACACAUCAUAGACCAGCACCUUCGAACAAAGGUGGUUGUAGUGUUUAUACAACACCUAGAAGAGGCGCUGUUGAAUUUCCUGGACCAAUUGUAGGAGGAUUUGCUUAUCGCCGUCCGAAUUCUGUGGAUAGACCGCCUUCCUUGAGAUUAGAGAAGAAUGACCCUGCUGAUGAAAAUUCUCCACCAAGUCUUCAUUUUAACAACAAUACCCAAAAGUCCGAAAGUUGUGAAAGAAGAUCGCGUAUUGAUAUGUGCCGAGUUUAUAACAGUUGUAAUAACAAUAGUAAACAGUUACAAAAUAACAAAUCACCGCAUCGGUUCCGCCAACGCGUGUUUUCGUCAUUAGAACGAAAAGCUGAUAAAAUGAUUAGUUUGCUAACUCCAAAGAAGAUUAAAUCAGAAGCUCCAACUAAACUUAAAUGUACAGAGCCAAUGGCUAACGUUUCGGUUACAUCGUCUAGUGAUCCAGUAAAAGUGCGUGAGGAAUUGUGGAAGGUACUUUGCAAUUUGGGAAUGAAUGCUACGCAGAAUGGAUGGAAGGUUAGUGGAUCUCGAAAAAAUUCAAAUAAUCCGAAAAAAGAUGCCACUGUCGAACUUGAAGUUGUUUCUAUUGAGGGUUUACAAUAUGUUGGUGUGAAACGCAGAAGAGUUCAUGGUGAACCAUUCACCUAUAAAAGAAUUUGCGAAGAAGUAAGUCUUCUAUAA